Messenger RNA from Diorhabda sublineata, 4242 nucleotides. RefSeq names its product protein Malvolio-like. The transcript has 10 exons. Gene Ontology annotation, cellular component: apical plasma membrane. The record is from RefSeq and is a predicted model, not a curated record. Gene Ontology annotation, molecular function: cadmium ion transmembrane transporter activity; iron ion transmembrane transporter activity; manganese ion transmembrane transporter activity. Lineage: Eukaryota; Metazoa; Arthropoda; Insecta; Coleoptera; Chrysomelidae. Bases 240 to 1952 code for a protein of 570 amino acids. Gene Ontology annotation, biological process: response to manganese ion; manganese ion homeostasis; metal ion transport.
GAAAUGAAAAUAGUGUUCAAGUUAUGACACAUCAUUUUACCAGUCACUACUUAUAUUGUCAUAUUGUCGGUCAACGAAGUCAACGUGACAAGUGAACUUGACCGUCAGUUUGAAAUUUUUGUGUUUAAAAUUUUACUUAAAAUGUAUUAAUUGUGGAUUGUUUCAACCAUUAUAAUAAUUAAUCACCAUUAUAGCCGAUAUUGAUAAAGUGGAACCCAAAACUUUUUAACCUUCAAAAAAUGCCUGGAAUAUCUUAUGAAAGUGCCCAUAAUUCUGGUGGAGGAGAUGCAGAUUCUACCGUUAGAUCUAACGCACCAAUAACCUAUAGUUCCGAUGGACAAUUCACACCCAGUGACUCCAGAACAUCCUCUAAUCAGACAUAUUUCGCAGAUGAAAAAAUAAAAAUACCGGAUAUUGAUGGGAAAAAAUUCAGCUUUAAGAAAUUAUGGGCGUUUACUGGUCCAGGAUUUCUGAUGUCUAUCGCAUAUUUAGAUCCGGGUAAUAUAGAAAGUGAUUUACGAAGUGGCACCGUUGCUCAAUAUAAAUUAUUAUGGAUACUUUUGAGCGCCACACUUUUGGGCUUAUUAAUGCAAAGGUUGUCAGCCAGAUUGGGCGUGGUAACAGGCUUACAUUUGGCUGAAAUGUGCUACAGGCAAUACAGGAAAGUACCAAGGACGAUAUUAUGGAUAAUGAUUGAAAUAGCCAUUAUUGGAAGUGAUAUGCAAGAAGUUAUAGGAACCGCUGUUGCCAUAUAUUUACUCUCUAAUCGAGUCAUACCGAUAUGGGGAGGAGUUUUGAUAACGAUAAUAGACACAUUUACAUUUUUAUUUCUUGAUAAAUACGGCUUAAGAAAACUCGAAUCCUUCUUCGGAUUGCUGAUAACAAUAAUGGGCUUAACGUUCGGUUUCGAAUACGUCACAUCCAAACCAGAUGCAGCGGGCGUAGUUAAAGGGAUGUUCAUUCCAUGGUGUUCGAAUUGUGACUCUAGAGCGUUACUACAAGGAGUUGGAAUAAUCGGAGCGGUAAUUAUGCCUCACAAUCUCUAUCUACAUUCCGCUCUUGUAAAAUCGAGAGCUAUCGAUCGAACAAAGCCAGAAAAAAUAAGAGACGCUAACAUGUAUUUUUUUAUAGAAGCGUCAGUAGCUUUACUUAUAAGUUUUAUUAUAAAUGUGUUUGUGGUAGCCGUAUUCGCCCAUGGAUUAUUCCAAACGACCAACCAAGAAGCCCAUGAUUUGUGUGCCAAGCAUCCCGCCUUCAAUGCCUCCAUAUUUCCGGAAAAUUCCGAGUAUGUAGAUGCGGAUCUGUAUACCGGUGGUAUAUUCCUCGGUUGUAUGUAUGGAGUAUUAGCAAUGUACAUUUGGGCAGUUGGCAUCCUUGCUGCCGGUCAAAGCUCUACAAUGACAGGUACAUACGCCGGUCAAUUUGUUAUGGAAGGAUUUUUGAAUCUACAAUGGGCUAAAUGGAAGAGGGUGUUGUUUACUCGUACCAUAGCAAUAAUACCAACAUUCUGUUUAGCUUUUUUUAGCAAUAUUAACGAUUUGACGAGUAUGAACGAUAUUUUAAACGCAAUUAUGAGCCUUCAAUUGCCGUUUGCUACAAUUCCAACCAUAGCUUUCACUAGCAACCCGCAAAUAAUGGGAAAAUUUGUAAACGGAAUUGGAAACAAAGUGGCAUCCAUUUUACUGAGCAUCGUGGUAAUAGGAAUAAAUACUUACUUUGUAAUAAGCUCUGUAGAUAAAAUGGAAUUGAAUGGAUUUCUACUUUUUUUAGUGAUAACAGUCGGUAUUGUUUAUUUAAUAGUCUGUUGUUAUUUGGUGUUACAUAUGACCAUAUCGAUGGGUAAUACGAGCUUAUUACGAUUCAGUUUUGUCAACAAGUACAUAAUGGGUCCGGUAGAUGCCACUUUAGAUAUCAGUCCUACUUGUUAUACGAGCCUUCUUCGAGGUGCUUAGCUUUUUACUGAUUAACCUACUGGAAACUAAUUUGAAUUAGUAUCAUAGUUCUAUUUUUCAACAUUUUUUAAGGGUUAAUUUGGAUCUACCUGACGACAAGUACAAUUUUUAACGAAAAAUUUUAAAAAUAGGUAUUAUUCGAAAUUGCCAUAUCGAAUCUAAAUACUGGGUCAGCGUAAUAGCAACAUGCCAGGUAAAAAAAUAAAUUAAAUGUAAAUAGGUAAGAUAUUUAUUUUCAAAUUUUAUAAAAUUCCACCAAAAAUAUUCAAAAAAAAUAUAUAACUAUUGUAAAAAAAAAUUAUUGAAAAACGAAAACAUAACCAAACAAAACAAAAUAAAAAAGUACAAGACACUAAUAAGACCAGUAAUUAUUUAUGUGAUGGAAACAACAGUAAUAAACAAAUAAAAAGAAGGAGAAGAACUGAGAGAAGCAUAUAACAGGUCCAAAUAUAACGCAGGAGGGAAAAAGGAGAGCAAAGAUAAACAAAGAAAUAGGGAAAGAGCUGGUGAAGGAAAAUAUUGUGAGAUACAUAAAAGCACAAAUGCUCAUCUGGGCCGGGCACAUAAGGAGAAGAAAACCAACUGAUGUGAUUAAAAGAAUAAUGCAAUGGACCCCAUCGUGGUCAAGGGGGCCGAGAGAGACUUGAAAAAACGAAAUAGGAGGACACUUGAUAUAGAGAACUGGAGGGCAAAAUGCCUGAACCGAAAGGAAUUGAAAAUAGUAACAAAAGCAGAUAAGACUAACGAUAAACUAUAAAGAAAACAAAAAUGGAAAACGAGAAGUAAUCCACCUCAAAAAAGGAUUUUAAAGCGCUAAAAUCGAUAGCCAUAAUCCAAAGUAUUGAAAGGUUUGAUGAUGAUGAUGAUGAUGAUUUAUUUUUCAAAUUUUGAAAUAUUUAUUCUGGUUUCAUUAAUAUUUAUAAAUAACACACAUAAACGCUCACGUGACAUCUCCGGACAAACUACAAGGAUUAAUGCUAAAGGUCCUCAUCCUGAUUCGCGCGUAGACUCCUUCCUCUCCCUCUAGUUCUAAAACAGAUUCCGGGUGAUCUUUAUAAUCUAUUUUUAUGAAUGAGAGAGUAAUAAAAUGACGAAGCAUUCGUAAUCCAAAGACGUAUCACUUCUUUUAGUGGACAUUUAAAAUAUUGGACUGAAUAUUUGAAGUUUUCCCGAUUGGUUCAACUUAACUAACUGCCAGCGCCAAUCUUUCCAUAUUUUCGUUAGUUGUUACAGAUAAAAGUCGUCCAAAUCGCGGCCCGUUUUUAACAAUUUCUCAUACGGUUUCUACUAUGUUGAACGAUUUGGUAGCGGCGAAUUCGGAAAUUGUUGUCGGUAAACAUAGUUUCAAAAUUCGCAUGAACUUGCAUCGGUUAUUCAUUUUGAGAACGCGUCUACUCGACGAGCACAGAAACAACUGUCAAAACACGGACAUGUUCGUUCUAAUAUUUUUCUACAGCGUUGCCUGACUUAUGCCGACCUCGAUAAUUGAUUCCAUAUGGUAAUGGUUAAGACAAUUCGUAUCAUGAACGAUCCGUCAACCUUACACGGGGCUCUUGUGCCAUGUAAACUGUUUACCUUCGAUAUCUGAAGACGAUGUUUGGGUUUCGAAACGAUUGUGUUCAGAACGCCAUCUAUACUAUAUAAUUAAACAUAUUCAUACACUAUCAAAUCGUUAAAUAAUGACUCGCCCCAUGUAAGGUUAAUUAUGUAGAAGAAAAUAUUUAUUAUAAUUGUAUAAAAUAUAUUUGCUCAAAACCUAAGAUUUAAGAAAGAAAUAAAAGUGUAAAAAUGGCAUCUUUUUCUCACUUGUUACAUUAUUAUCUAUUUAUUAAGUUUGUUCUUGGUAGCUGCACUGGCAGAACUAGUUCAGUGUACACUAAAGCGUUAUUUGUAGUAGAACCAGCGCUAGUGUCCUUCUUGCACCGGGUCUAGAGUCAGUACAAUAAGUGUAAUCUGGAAACGGUGGCUCUACAUCUUCAGUCAUGAGAAAAAUUUAAAAUAUCAAAAAGCAUGAAUCACAUUAAAAACCUCAAAUACAACAAAUGCUCCAUUACUCUCUGCACUAUAUCGUUCUUUAUAUUCGAUCGAACUAAUUCUAUACACUCAUGAACUGUCCUGCACUGGUACAGUUAGAGUGUAGCUACCAAGAGCAAACCUAUUGUGUUUCGAAUAAAACAUAAGAUGUUUAUGAAUUAUAUAUACUGCCGAGGUACAUAAGUUGAAAAGAUGUCAUUUGUAAAGACAACAAAUCAAUUUGUUACCAAUGACUAUAAAUAAAUCAUAAAAAUGA